CUGAAAGUCGGGUUUGGUAAACUAUCCAAUUUUCUUUUCCCUACCCGAAUCCUACUCUUUUUUCCCCCAAAUCCAAAUCGGAAACUUCCGCCGGCGAAGCUAUUGAGCUUCACAAUUGUUCUUCAUAAAGGUGCCGUUUUCUUCACAUAGAUUCCGGCGUUUGUUAUAGUGGAAGUGUUUUUGGAAUUUACCUAUUUUUUUCUUAUUACUGUAUGUAGACAUUGUUGUGUGCUUCAAAGAAUUGGUAAAAUUGAUUGAUUUUUGUGAUUUGUAAGCACAAGUUGAGCUUAUGGAGAAGGAUUUGGGUGAGAAUGGACAUCGUAGGAGAAGGAAUGAUGAGGAUUUGGAGAAAGUAGAGCGGCAAAGGCAUAGGGAUAGAAGCAGCUCGGAUGAUGAUGAAAGAGGUGAUAGGAGGGAGAGGAGGCGAGUAAUCGAACGUGAAAGUGGUGAUGAUGGAAGGGAUGACAGGAGGGCGAGGAGGCGAACAACUGAACAUGAAAGUGGUGGUGGUGGUAAUAAUGGAAGGGAUGAUAGGAGGUUGUCGAGGCGAAGAACUGAACGUGAAACUAGGGAUGAUAGUGAUGAUGAUUUGAGGCGGAAGAGGCGAAGAGAUGAACGUGAAUAUAGUGCUGAAAGGGGUGAUAGGAGGCCAAAAGAAGAACAGGAAGAAGAUGAUGAUGAUGAUGGUGGUGAAAGAAAUAAAACGAGGGAGAGGAGGAGAAUAAGUGAACGGGUAGAUGAUGAUGAGAAGGAUGAUCCGAGGGAGAGAAGACGAAGAAAUGACAGUGAAGAUUGUGGUGAAAGGGAUGAUAGGAGGGAAAGGAGGCCAAAAGAAGAACAGGAAGGAGAAGAAGAUGAUGGUGAUGGUGAAAGGGAUAAAAUGAGGGAGAGAAGGAGAAAAAGUGAACGGGCAGAUGAUGAUGAGAAGGAUGAUAGGAGGGAGAGAAGACGAAGAAAUGACCGUGAAGAUGAUGCUGGAAGGGAUGGCAGAACACAGAGGAGGCCAAAAGAUGAAAGGGAUGAUAGGAAGGAAAGCAGAAAAAAGGUAAGCCAAGUUGAUGAGGACGAUGAAAGGGAUGGUAGGAGUAAGAGGAGACGAAGACAUGAAGGUGAUGUAAAGGAUGAUAGGAAGGAGAGGAAGCGAAGGGAAGAUGAUGAAAAAGUGCAAAAGAGAAGGGAGGAUAGGGUUGAUCAGUAUAAUGAUGGUAGAGAUGGGGAUAGGAAAGAGAAGAAUAGGAAUGAAGAAAGAGAAAAGAGGGUUGAUGGUGAUGACAAUGAUAGAAAGGAUGUGAGGCAAAGGGUUGGGUCUGAUAAGCAUGGAAGAGACAAAACCAGUAAAGAUAAUACCCAAGAGGACAGGGCUCUGAAAGCCAGUGAGGUCUCCAAGGUGCAAAAGCAAGAUGGUAAUUUGAAUGUCGAUACAGCAAAAUUGGGCAGGAGUGGGGGAGUGUACAUUCCACCAUUCAAGUUGGCUAGAAUGAUGAAGGAGGUUCAGGACAAGAGCAGUGUUGAGUACCAGAGAAUGACUUGGGAUGCUCUGAGAAAGAGCAUUAAUGGACUGGUGAAUAAAGUUAAUGCAGCAAACCUCAAAAACAUUAUUCCGGAGUUGUUCGCAGAGAAUUUAAUUCGAGGGAGGGGUUUGUUUUGUAGAUCCUGUAUGAAGUCCCAAAUGGCUUCUCCGGGCUUUACUGAUGUGUUUGCUGCUUUGGUUGCGGUCGUUAAUACCAAGUUCCCAGAAGUGGGUGAUCUUUUGUUAAGAAGGAUCAUACUGCAGCUGCAAAGAGCUUAUAAACGUAAUGAUAAGCCUCAGCUGUUAGCAGCUGUCAAAUUUAUUGCUCACCUUGUGAACCAACAAAUCGUCCAUGAGCUUAUUGCUCUUGAACUACUCACGGUUUUGUUGGAGAAACCUACUGAUGACAGUGUUGAGGUUGCAGUUGGUUUUGUGACAGAAUGUGGUUCAAUGCUUCAGGACCUCUGUCCUCGAGGAUUACAUGGAAUCUUUGAGCGGUUCCGUGGUAUACUUCAUGAAGGAGAAAUAGAUAAGCGGGUUCAGUUCUUAAUUGAAAGCCUCUUUGCAUUGCGUAAAGCUAAGUUUCAGGGUUACCCAGCUGUGCGUCCAGAACUUGACCUUGUUGAGCAGGAAGAUCAAUUAACACAUGAAGUCUCUCUCUCAGAUACAAUAGAUCCAGAAAUUACUUUAGAUAUUUUCAAGCCGGAUCCUAAUUUCUUAGAAAAUGAAAGGAAGUAUGAAGAAUUAAAGAAGGCAAUACUUGGUGAAGAAUCUGAGGAAGGAGAUUCUGAUGCCGUAUCAGAGAAUGAAGAUGAAGAUGAGGAUGAAGAGUCUGAAGAAGAGGAUGAGGAGCAAAUGCAAAUAAAGGACGAAACAGAGACAAACUUAAUCAACCUUCGGAGAACGAUCUACCUUACUAUUAUGUCUAGCGUUGACUUUGAAGAAGCAGGGCAUAAGCUGUUGAAAAUCAAACUAGAGCCUGGUCAGGAGAUGGAAUUGUGCAUAAUGUUAUUGGAGUGCUGCAGUCAGGAGAGGACUUAUCUUCGUUACUAUGGACUACUGGGACAGCGAUUUUGCAUGAUCAACAAAAUUCAUCAAGAAAACUUUGAGAAAUGCUUUGUGCAGCAGUACUCCAUGAUCCACAGGCUCGAAACUAAUAAACUUCGUAACGUGGCCAAGUUUUUUGCUCAUUUGCUCGGCACUAAUGCUCUUCCUUGGCAUGCUUUGGCUUAUAUACGGCUGACAGAGGAGGACACCACCUCUUCCUCUCGUAUAUUUAUUAAAAUCCUAUUCCAGGAAAUGUCGGAGCACCUUGGCAUUCGCUUGUUGAAUGAGCGUCUUAACGACCCCACCAUGCAAGAUUCCCUUGACUCUAUUUUCCCGAAGGACAAUCCCAAGAAUACAAGGUUUGCUAUCAACUUUUUCACUUCCAUUGGUCUCGGUGGUAUUACUGAAAAUCUAAGAGAGUAUCUGAAGAACAUGCCAAAGCUUAUCAUGCAACAACAAAAGCCCGUUUCUGAAUCAGAUGAGUCUGGGAGUUCUGGUUCUGAAUCUUCAGGAUCUGAAUCAGAAUCAUCAACAUCCAGUUCUGACGACAGUGAUAGUGAAAGUGAUAAUAGUCGGAGGAAGCGGAGGAGGAGAAGAUAGAAGGACCAUGUAUCUUCGAAGUACAAAUUCCCAGAUUAGUACGGUUUGGUAUUGUCUUCUAAUGCUACUAUCGCUGAUUCUAGAGUUUAUGGGACUUGUUUAGUUAAUUUUAGAAGAAAUAUGAAUGGAAAGGCUGCAAUCAAGGUGAGUUUUUCAGUAAAAUCUUGUUAUAUAAUCUGGAAUAAAGAAGAGCAACAUCUCAAACCAUGGCCUCGAAACAAGUCAAGAGCUCCUCAUAAAGGUGAAGUGUUUCUCUUGGAUUGUCGCAAAGUUGGCCUGCCUUAUAUUGAUAUCUCCCGAAUAGGAGGGCUACCUUUAUUCAGCAGAUGUUAUUUAUGUGGCAACCAUGCAGAAAACUCUUAUUCAUCUCUUUUUAUCCUAUUACACCAAUUGUGGCAGCACAGCUCUUUCGCAACUUUGUCAGGCUGGACAAAGCAAGAAAUACGCUAUUCCAGCUUGUGUAUGGUGGAUGAUUUGGAGAGAAAGGAACUCAAGAUGUUUUGAAGGGAAGCAGAAAUCAGUCCAGAUGAAUCGUCUCUAGAUUGUAUGGUGUUAUUUAACUUUUGUUGUAAACGAGGCGGAAACUUUACUGGAAUUCUUUAAGAGUCGCUCUAAAGAUUAGAAGAGGGAUAUAUUGUGCUCAUUUGUUCAGGAUCCCAUCACUACGUUUGUGUUUUUUAUGAAUACAAUUAUUCACCAUAAA
Messenger RNA from Solanum dulcamara, 3860 nucleotides. RefSeq lists its product as uncharacterized. The transcript is spliced from 7 exons. Gene Ontology annotation, biological process: mRNA splicing, via spliceosome. Lineage: Eukaryota; Viridiplantae; Streptophyta; Magnoliopsida; Solanales; Solanaceae. Gene Ontology annotation, molecular function: protein binding; RNA binding. Bases 290 to 3157 code for a protein of 955 amino acids. The record is from RefSeq and is a predicted model, not a curated record. Gene Ontology annotation, cellular component: catalytic step 2 spliceosome.